Messenger RNA from Talaromyces atroroseus, 1335 nucleotides. Its product is annotated as ATP-dependent RNA helicase sub2. Gene Ontology annotation, molecular function: RNA helicase activity; ATP binding; RNA binding. NCBI's taxonomy places the organism in Eukaryota, Fungi, Ascomycota, Eurotiomycetes, Eurotiales, Trichocomaceae. The transcript is spliced from 5 exons. Gene Ontology annotation, biological process: mRNA splicing, via spliceosome; mRNA export from nucleus. The coding region runs from base 1 to 1335 and encodes 444 amino acids. The record is from RefSeq and is a predicted model, not a curated record.
AUGGCCACCGAGGAGGAUCUCAUCGACUACUCCGACGAGGAGCUCCAGACAACAGAGCCAACAGUCGCGGCUCCCGCCGCGGCUGACGCUGCAAAUGGCGCUGCUGCUACAAAGAAGGGCGACUUGACUGUCUCUGGUGGUCGUCCCGACAAGAAGGGUAGUUACGUCGGUAUUCACUCGACUGGUUUCCGCGAUUUCCUGCUCAAGACCGAGCUACUUCGUGCGAUUACCGAUUGCGGUUUCGAACAUCCAUCGGAGGUUCAACAAGUUUGCAUUCCUCAGGGUAUGCUCCAUAGUGAUCUUCUCUGCCAGGCCAAGUCCGGUUUGGGUAAGACAGCAGUGUUCGUCCUCACGACUCUGCACGGACUCGACCCUGUUGAAGGAGAAGUCCAGGUCUUGGUUAUGUGCCACACUCGUGAGUUGGCGUACCAGAUCAAGAAUGAGUAUGCUCGUUUUAGCAAAUACCUUCCUCAAGUGAAGACUGCGGUCUUCUACGGAGGUACCCCAAUGCAGAAGGACAUCGAUCUCCUCAGCAACAAGGAGACGCGACCAAACAUUGUCGUCGGUACUCCUGGUCGUCUUAAUGCCCUUGUUCGGGACAAGAAGCUGUCUCUCCGCAAUGUCAAAGCGUUUGUUCUCGAUGAAUGUGAUAAGAUGCUCGACCAGAUUGACAUGCGCCGGGAUGUCCAGGAAAUUUUCCGUAACACACCAGCGGAUAAGCAGGUUAUGAUGUUUAGUGCCACUCUUUCACAGGAAGUCCGACCAAUCUGCAAGAAAUUCAUGCGUAACCCUCUCGAGGUGUACGUUGACGACGACACCAAGCUCACACUCCACGGUCUUCAGCAAUACUACAUCAAGCUUAGCGAGCAGGAGAAGAACCGCAAGCUCAGCGACCUGCUGGACAACCUGGAAUUCAACCAAGUGAUCAUCUUCGUCAAGAGUACGCUGCGUGCCAACGAGUUGGACAAGCUUCUGCGGGAAUGCAAUUUCCCUAGUAUCGCUGUCCACUCUGGUGUCAGCCAGGAGGAGCGUAUCAAACGUUACAAGGAAUUCAAGGAGUUCAACAAGCGUAUCUGUGUCGCAACCGACGUCUUUGGUCGUGGUAUCGAUAUCGAGCGAAUUAACUUGGCUAUCAACUACGAUCUUCCCGGGGAUGCUGAUUCGUACUUGCAUCGUGUUGGACGUGCCGGUCGUUUCGGUACAAAGGGUCUUUCCAUCUCGUUCGUCAGCAAUGAGGACGACGAGAAAGUUCUUAAGGAGAUUGAGAAACGAUUUGAAGUUGCCCUUCCUGAAUACCCCGAAGGCGGUGUCGAUGCUAGCACCUACAUGGCAUAG